Molecule: messenger RNA, 1473 nt
Organism: Eutrema salsugineum
Lineage: Eukaryota; Viridiplantae; Streptophyta; Magnoliopsida; Brassicales; Brassicaceae
Exons: 2
Coding region: 1-1473 (490 amino acids)
Molecular function (GO): nucleic acid binding; zinc ion binding
Source: RefSeq, a predicted model, not a curated record
AUGCCGCCACCAAUGAAUGGAUAUCAGCUGCAUAUGCCACCAGCAGUGAAUGGGUACCAACCGCAGAUGCCUACCUACCAUGAGGUGCUGAAGCUUAUGAGGGAGUUCGGCAUGGAGACUUACAGCGGUGGGACUGAUUUCUUGAAGGCUGACCGUUGGAGGAAACUGUUGCAGCGUAACUUCGCGUUGAUCAGGUGUCCUGUCGGGUACAAAGUUGAGCUGGCAGUGCAGUACCUGAGAGACAAGGCUUAUGAAUGGUGGGAAGGAGUGAUCAUAGGCAUGCCAAAGGGCGAUGUGAUGCAGUGGGAAGAUUUCACACAUGAGUUCAACCGGAAAUAUUUUCUGCAGGAGGCUGAAGACCGACUUGCGUUAGAUUUUCUGAAGUUAGAGCAUGGGAAUCAAACCGUGAAGAAUUAUGCUCAGCAGUUCAACCGUCUGAAAAGAUUUUCUGGAAGAGACGUGUCUGAGCGUCGUCUUGUUAAGAAAUUUAUGAAAAGAUUACGGGUGGACAUCCGUAACCGAUAUCAGCUGGUGUACUAUGCAUCAGUGAUUGACCUUGUUGAGAAAGCAGCACUGAUGGAGAAAGGAAUUGAGGAUGAGGCAAAGAUGGUAAGGGGUACUCAGUUCAGAGUAACCAGACAAGUGGACACUCAGCGUCAUUUUCAGGAUAACCGGGGUGCCAUUCAGGGUGUAGUGAGACUACCAGUUUGUGGCAGAUGUGGGAGAGCUCACACCGGACCUUGUGGUGGUGAUAACCGAAUCUGUUUUGGAUGCGGUCAGAUUGGCCACAGAAAACCAUCAUGCCCCCAUGCGAAAACUGCUUGUACCCAGUGUGGACGGCUAGGUCACUUGGCAAAGGAUUGUAGAAUAAGAACUGCAGGACAGCAACAAGGGAAUCAGAACAGGGAUCAGCUGGCACCACCACCAAAGCGAUCCGCUUUAGCACCAAGAGUAUUUGUUGCGGAAGUCGAGGACCCUACCGGAGAUGUGUAUGGAGAGGAGUAUGAGUAUGUAACUGUGGAUGACGAGGAUGCAGAACCAAUCGCUGGCGAGUUUGUGAAAAAAGUAAGAAGAGUUGAAACCGCUGGACUGAAGGCCAUCAUAUCCGAACGAACUUUCAAAGAUGUUCCAGUGAUAAUAGAAGGUAUUGAGCUACUUGCAGAUUUGAUUGAGACGCCACUCAACCGAUAUGAGAUCAUAUUUGGAAUGACAUGGCUGAAACGUCAUCGAGCUGUGUUGGAUUGUCGGAGAGCUAAAGUUAGCUUCACUCGGGCGGAAGGAAAGCUGGUCUAUCAAGGGAUGAAAAAACAAAGUGGAGUACCAAUUUUUUCGAUGAUUAAGACAGAAGAGCUGAUUAGCAAAGGUUGCGAGGCGUUCUUAGCAACAAUCUCUGUGGAGAAGGGAGAGGCUGAGAUAACACUAGAGGAUAUUCCACUUAAACAUUGUCCUGAAACACAUGAUUCACAUCUCUAA